Molecule: messenger RNA, 1314 nt
Organism: Vespa crabro (European hornet)
Lineage: Eukaryota; Metazoa; Arthropoda; Insecta; Hymenoptera; Vespidae
Product: superoxide dismutase [Cu-Zn]-like
Exons: 5
Coding region: 106-669 (187 amino acids)
Biological process (GO): removal of superoxide radicals
Molecular function (GO): superoxide dismutase activity; copper ion binding
Source: RefSeq, a predicted model, not a curated record
GAAGCUAAUAUAAGCGGAACAUAUGGCACAGCAUCCAUAGUCAGUCUUUCGGUGUUCGUAUUAUUCGCUCGACUUUUACGUUCGUUUCUUGCUCGAUAAUUCAAAAUGUAUCGCGUGGUCAUAUUAUUUAUCAUAGCUGUUACAGUAGUCACAGCCGAGGAACUGGUUGCUGUCGUUCAUCUGAUCCCUCACAAUUCAUCCGUGAGAAAUAUUACAGGAGAUAUCAUGAUUACUCAAUCUUUGCCGAAUGGACCAGUUAAAUUAAGCGGUCAAGUGAACGGUCUGACGGAAGGACUUCAUGGUUUUCAUGUUCAUGAAAAAGGAAAUAUACAGGAAGGGUGUUUAUCGACUGGUGCUCAUUUUAAUCCUGAAAAUAACGUUCAUGGUGCUCCGGAGAACGCAGUUAGACAUGUUGGUGACUUGGGUAAUAUCAGAGCCGAUGCCAAUGGAGAAGCGGUCAUCGAUAUCACCGACACGAUUAUCUCUCUCACUGGACCUAAUAGUAUUGUGGGUCGUGCUAUCGUAAUACACUCUGAUGAAGAUGAUUUGGGUAAAGGCAACAGCACUUUAUCCCUUUCGACAGGAAACGCGGGAGAUCGUUGGGCCUGUGGAAUUAUUGGAAUUCACUUACACCAGUGUGAUUUUACGAAAACGUAUACGAAUACGUAAUAAAAAUAUAUGAAAUAUAUAAUCCUGAUCGAUAGGAUUCGUUUAAAAAAAUUUUAUUAUGUAAAUUACAGCUAAAAUUGUGGCGUUCAUCGAUUGAGAAUGGCGAAAGGACAACUUCCAAUGGGGGAAUGAGAUAUCGACACGCUAGUAGAAUAGCUUCGAGAUUAGUAAUGCGUCUUAAUUAGGAUAUUGCGAUUCUUUUUGGUUCGUUCAUUCCUAAUACAUAAGUCGAUAUUUUUUAUUUGUCUCUAUAUACUCAACGUAAAUUCUCAAUAAAUUUUGUUUUGAUAUUAAUCGUUUAACGUAGACUACGAAGAAAAGGAGAUAUCUAAGGUAACACGAGCGAUGAAUAAUCUGAAACUUAUGAUAUUAUUUUGUAUUAAGUUGGCCUUUUAAAGUGUUAUCUUUAUCAUAAAUAGUUUAGUGUCUUGUUUACCUUUUAUAUGUAAAUUGGUAAUACGUAUAAAAAUAUCUGUUGUUUUCUCUUGCUUCAUAUAUCCUCUCGUCCUAUUUCCCAUGAUGCUUAUGUGUCCGAUGUCAUUUUUCUUAGAUGUGAAUUAUUAAACCAGCGCUAUAAAAUAAGAAUACAUUUAAUCUUGUGUAUACAUUAUCGAAAUUUAUAUGUACAUAUAUGUGUAUUAAGUU